AAAGGCGAAGUAUAAAAGCUGCCAGCCACUGUCCGGUAGCAUGUCAAACGGUGUGUUCACUUCGAAGUGUUAUCAACCGUUAUCCGAAGCGAAGAAAAGGGAUCCCACCACUGUUUCUACUCGAGUACCGGGAGCUAGUAUCGCUCCAGCGUAUAGACGACUUCUGCCUAAGCGUGCCAGGAUCUUCGUGUCAAUAACAGCAACCGCAACCAAUCAAUCGACAAGAUGAAUAAGCUACUUACCGGUGGACUACUGUUUCUGCUCGUGUCCGGUUCGUUCGUGUCCGGAUCGCUGUUCGGUCCGUUCGGACCGUUCGGUGGUGCCGGUCAGUUUCCGGGAGCGUUUCCACCGGGCUUCGGUGGUGGCGUCGGAGGUUAUCCGGGUGUUGGUGGACUGCCAAUGUUCCCAGGCCGUCCAGGUCCCGCACAGCUUCCGAUGUUCCCGCCCGGCCUGUUCCCGGCGGUCCCGUACCUACCGGCCGCCGUUCCAGCUCCACCGACACCGGUAGCCUUCGGACGUAUGGCUGUAGCACCGGCACCGUUGGCUCCAGCUGCCGCUACCGGAAAUCUUCGCGACGUCGCUACCAACGCUGAUGUGCUUGGCCGGCUGGCGGUUGCUGAUCUGCCGGAGGACUUGCAGCAGCGCGCCAAGGAUCUGCAGACGGUCAGCGAGCAGGGUUUUGAUGCCUGCGAACAGCUGCUGGCUACACCCGGCGCCUACUGGCAGUACAAGCGCUGCAAUGCGCUGCAACUACGCACCGUCCUGACCGCGGCCAAGGCACUGGAACAGGAGGCUACCGCUCGUGCCACUGCUGCUGCUGCUGCUGCUGCUGCGGCUGAAGAAUCUCAGACGGCCGUAUCCGGCCCGGCCACCGCCUAAUUGCAACCACUUGAGGAACGAUGGAUUGGACGGAUCACCUCACGGCAACGGCUGGCAACAGUGACCGUGGGAAGACGAAGACGACGACGAUGAUGACGACCACAGGCACAACAGCGAAAACCCAUUUAGAGCCAAAAUCUGUUACAAACCGGCCUGUCCGUGGACGGCCGGGAAACAGGGGGGGCAGCAGAUAAAAUAUUACCGAAAUCAUUAAACCUUGGUGUGCAUAAUUUAUUAACUGGUGUGCGUGCGUGCGUGCUUUGUGUGCUACCGCAAAUGUUUUUGAUGCUGUGAAAUAAAGCGUACAGUUCUGCUGAAGCCCCCAAGAA
Anopheles stephensi (Asian malaria mosquito) is the source of this 1208-nucleotide messenger RNA. RefSeq lists its product as uncharacterized. The record is from RefSeq and is a predicted model, not a curated record. Bases 226 to 879 code for a protein of 217 amino acids. Lineage: Eukaryota; Metazoa; Arthropoda; Insecta; Diptera; Culicidae. The transcript has a single exon.